AUGUCAUCAAGCUUGACUCCAUCCUCAUCAUCAGAGGAGAUCAGCAGUAAAACUGCACUAUCCUCGUACUGUACUAUAUUCGAAAGACAACUAUGGAGACUUGAUAAAUGUAAACAUUGCUUUAAAACUGAACAGGAACAUUCAUAUCAUAUUUCAAGAUCUAAUGAAAUUACUAAUAAUGGGGAUGUAACAAACAUUGAUAAUACAAAUAAAAUAACAACAUCAAUAAAAAAUAAUUUAAACAGUACAAAUACUAAUAAUAAUAUUAAUAAUAAUAAUAAUAAUAAUAAUUUUACCUCAUUAAAUAAUAGUCACAAUAAUAAUAAUAAUCAUCAAAAUAAUAAUAGACAUUCUUUUAAUAACAACAAGGGUAAUAGUAUUAAUAAUAAUAAAACCAAAACUGUACCUUCAGUUGAAAAAGCACCAUUAUCAAUAAGAAGAUCAUUAACUCCAUCAGCAAUUAAACAAUUUUCUAGAAAUAUUUCACAACAAUUGAUAGAGAUCGAGCCAAUCACACCACCUUUAAAACCACAAAGCUCAAAUAGUCCAAAACAACAACAUAGAGCAUUACCAAAAGUACCAAAUAGAAAUUACAGUAAUAGUUUUGAUUUAUCUUCUGCAAAUACUACACCAGAAACACUUAGUCCACUUUUGUCAAACUCAACAUCGGGUGAGGAUACAGAAAAAUUAACACCAUCAAAUUUAUCACCAUUACUAAAUAGUAGCAAUAGUAUUGAUAGUAAUAGUAGCACAAAAGAUUUACUACCUUUAUCACCAACCAGACAAAUGAGAUCACAUUCAGAUUCACCAACAGAUUACGAUUAUAAUACCAUUAAUACAAGUGGUAGCAGCAAUGGAAAUGGUAUAAAUGUUAGUGGCAGCAGACCAAUUAAUAUUUCAAGUGGUUUGGUAUAUGAAAAAAAACAUGCUAGAAACCUUAGUGGUAAUUCUUCACCAACAUCUUCAAUUCCAAUAUUUUAUUCUGAUAAACAGCAACAGCAACAACAGGCCUCGUCAUCAAAAUCAAUAAAUAGUUUAUCAAGCGGGGUUUCGAGCGGUUCACCAAGAAAAUAUUCACUAUUUGUAAAAUCAAAAUCUAAACAACCAAAUAAUAAUAAUAAUAAUCAUGUAAAUACUAGUACACCAAAUUUACCAAAACGUCAAGGUAACAACACAUCAACCACACAACUACCAUUAAAAUCACCAAGUUUUCCUAAUGUUGCAGAUGCAAAUACAAACUCACUUGGAUUCAUACCCAAUCACCACCAUCAUUAUCAACAACAAUUAUUACAACAGCAGCAAACUCAACACAACAAUACACCAUUAAAUGAAGAACAAAAUAAAAUCUAUUUCGCAGUUAGUUCAAUUAUUAAUGCAAUCCCAGGUAUCAACAAUACUGCAGUACAUUCAAUGAUGGAUAUACUUUAUAAUCAAAUGUUGGAUAUUGAUUACAGUAAUACACUAAUUAGAGAAGAUAAGUUGGCAGAGCUUACUAAAGCAACUCAAACCCUUCAAUCAUGGGUAGAUAGACAAGAUUAUCUACGUGAUGUUGUUACAGUUCAAAGUUGUGUUAGAAGAUUUCUUUCAAAAAGAAGAACUGACUGGUUAUCACAGGUUUAUUCUGGUUCCAUUUUGAAGGAUAGAAAUAAUGAAUUUAGAGGUUUAAUUCAAUUAGAAAGAAGAUAUAAUGAAAAACUAGAUAUAGCUGUCAAUACAUAUUACAAACCACUCAAAGCUUCAAAUUUAUUAACAACUAUGGAUCUUCAAUCUAUAUUCUCAUCUAUUAAAGAGAUUUACUAUGUCCACAAGAAAAUUUCGCUUCAAUUUGAAGAGCUCCAUAAAAAAUGGCCAUGUGUAGAAGGUUUGGGUGAUAUAUUUUUAAGAAUUGCUCCAGAACUCAAGGUUUAUGGUGGUUAUGUUAAAAAUUUUAAAAAUGCAAUCGAUACUUUAAUAUCUUGUCAAGAAGAAAACCCAAAAUUAGCUUCAUUUUUAAAAGAAUGUUGUGAUAAUACUCCAGGUAAAGUUUAUGACUUGAUGGCUUUAAUUUCUGCUCCAUUAAAUCACUUAACAAGCUAUGAAAGACAAUUAUUUAAUAUUGCAAAUUAUACACCAUCAAAUUGGCCAGAUUAUGUUAAUAUUAUCAACUCUGUAACAAUGAUGAAGGAAGUUGAACAAUUAAUUGAAUCAAAUUUAUCACAAUCUCAAUCACAAUCAACUUUAAUGAAUAUUUAUAGAAAAAUAAACAAUAGAAAAGCAUUAGAUCCAUUUGUUAUAGCAGGUAGAAUCUUUAUUCAUGAAGGAAAAUUAAUUAAAUUUGAAACAAAAAAACAAGAUCAAACUUAUUACUAUUAUUUAUGUAAUGAUUUAAUCUUAUUUGUAAAGAAAGGAACUCAACCAAGAGAACUAUAUAAAUUUAAGAAAUUAUUUAUGUUAUCAGAUGUCGUAGUUUCAGAUUUACAAGAUACAAAGAUUCACAAGAACAUUAUUUCCAUUGUAAAUAAUAAUACCAAAGAAACAUUAUCUUUCUCCAUUGAAGACAGCAGAGAAAAGAAAGAAUUGAUGAAACAAUUUUCAACAUUGUGUACAACAAACAUUAAUAAAUCGACAAAGAUAUUUGGAAUAUCAUUACACGAUCUAAUGCAAAGAGAAGAAGAUGCAGCAUCAAUGUCAUCACCACCAACUAUAUCCAUUACAACCACCAUCAGUGCAUCGUCCUCACAAUUACCUAGCAUGGGCACAUCGUCACCAUCAUUAUCAUCUUUAUCAUCAUCAGCCACUAUUAACUCAUCGAUCUCCUCACUCUCAACUACAUCAACAGCAUCAAUGUCUAUGCCAAUUUACAAACCAUCAGAAAUCAAUAUACCAUCAUUCAUCGUGAAAACAUGUAAUGCAUUAUUAUCAUACACUGAAAGUGAAGGUAUAUUUAGAAUUUCACCAAAUCAAAGUGAAUUAGAAUCAGUUAGGGAUUCUCUAAACAAAUGUACCUCUGAUGAAAUGCUGGAUUCAAUUAUCUUUAGAACCAAUGGUCAUCAAUUAGCUGCACUAUUAAAAGGUUUCUUUAGGGAAUUAUCCGAGCCAUUAUUAACAUUUGACCUCUUUGACAAAGUUAUAGAGAUUGGUGACAAUAGCAAUCUUAGUGAAAUUGAGCAAGUUAAUCAAGUUUCAACUCUAUUAAAAUCUAUUCCAAUUGUAAAUCAAAAUACAUUCCAAUUAAUUCUCACACUAUUAAUUGAAAUUUCAAAGAGUAGCGAAAUUAACAAAAUGAAUCAUUCAAAUCUUUCAAUCGUUUUUGGUCCCAACUUAUUAAAACCCCGUGACCAAACUAUUGAAACUUCUUUGAAAAUCCCAAUAAUUAAUAAUGUUUUAACAACAUUAUUGGAUCAUUAUAAUCUGUUAUAUAAUGACCGUAUUGACUUUGUUAGAAUUAGCGAUUCUAAAUUCUUUUUUAACUGUAAAAAAUAA
Molecule: messenger RNA, 3462 nt
Organism: Dictyostelium purpureum
Lineage: Eukaryota; Evosea; Eumycetozoa; Dictyosteliales; Dictyosteliaceae
Exons: 4
Coding region: 1-3462 (1153 amino acids)
Biological process (GO): small GTPase-mediated signal transduction
Cellular component (GO): cytoplasm
Molecular function (GO): guanyl-nucleotide exchange factor activity; GTPase activator activity
Source: RefSeq, a predicted model, not a curated record